Messenger RNA from Nicotiana tabacum (common tobacco), 955 nucleotides. RefSeq names its product RING-H2 finger protein ATL78-like. Gene Ontology annotation, molecular function: transferase activity. Lineage: Eukaryota; Viridiplantae; Streptophyta; Magnoliopsida; Solanales; Solanaceae. Gene Ontology annotation, biological process: protein ubiquitination. The record is from RefSeq and is a predicted model, not a curated record.
CAACAUUCAUUCAACCCCAACAAACAAAGGAACAAUUCAAAGAAAAACAUAAACCUACAAACUCUCAACAAAAAUUUCCAUGGCAACUACUUCAACUUUAUUCAUUCAAGAAUUCAUGGAAAACUUCCACUACUCAAGAAGAGUACUACUUUUACCAGCCACCCCACAAUACCACCAAGAUAUUAACACCAUGGCACCAACUGAUCUACCACAAGGGGAAAGCAAUACAUUUGAUGCACAUGUUGUUAUGGUAUUAUCAGUACUUUUAUGUGCUUUAAUUUGUUCACUUGGCUUGAAUUCAAUCAUAAGGUGUGCAUUAAGAUGCACUAGCUUAGUAUCAGCGUCAAACUCAUCCUCAAACUAUACGAACGCUUCAGCAACAAAGCUACCAAAUAACGGGAUCAGAAAAAAAGCCCUGAAAAUGUUCCCGAUUAUAACUUACACUGCUGAGUUGAAACAUCCGGGGCUUGACUCCGAGUGUGUCAUUUGCUUAUCUGAAUUUGUUGCUGGAGAGAAAGUUAGGGUUUUGCCUAAGUGCAACCAUGGCUUCCACGUCCGAUGUAUCGAUAAAUGGCUAAAUUCACACUCUUCUUGCCCUACUUGUAGGCAUUGCCUAAUUGAAACAUGUCAAAAAAUUGUUAAUGGUGGUAGUUCUUCUACUACUACAAGGUCAAUUGCAAGCCCUCAGAUAGUUAGCAAUACCUCAUCAGCAGUACCAGUCCAAGAAGUUAUUAUAAGGAUUGAACCUCUCCAACGUGAAGGUGUGGUAUCUAAUAAUCAAAAUUAGUUAGAAAAAUAGCAGCCUACUUGUUUUUUUUUAAAAAAAAAUUCAUUUUAAGGAAAAUUAGCUAGAUAGCAAAAGGGCCAAUGCCCUUGUAGUUUUCCAAAGGAUUCGAUAGCCUUGCAAAUUGUAACAUCAAUUGUAUAUAAAUUGAAUUCCUUUAGUAAAGUUCUU